Molecule: messenger RNA, 1878 nt
Organism: Boeremia exigua
Lineage: Eukaryota; Fungi; Ascomycota; Dothideomycetes; Pleosporales; Didymellaceae
Exons: 4
Coding region: 330-1556 (408 amino acids)
Cellular component (GO): SBF transcription complex; cytoplasm
Molecular function (GO): transcription coregulator activity
Source: RefSeq, a predicted model, not a curated record
UCUUCACUCUUCACCUAUACGCGACGCGCUGCUGGAUCUCCUCUGACUGCUCUUCGCGUCCUUGUGUCUUCUGUUCUGCCACUCUGUCCGGUUGUUUGAAGUCCAGUCCUCUCUAGGGUGACGCGAACGGCUGUCUUAACUCAUCAGCACGCGCCCAAGCCUCCGAGGACACGCCCGCGGACCAACACUCCCAAUCCACCACCCCACCAUCAGGGUAUCUGGUCCUUGUCUGCAUACGUUGUCCAGCUAUCCCAUUGUUUUUGUCUUGUUUCUUGGAUCCGGGUCUGGUCCAUCUUGCGUUAUACACAUUGGGCCCUUACCCCGCUGCCAUGAUGCAGACCGACACUACCCACCCCAUAGACAUUGCUGCACCUCAUAGACUGGACGUGCCAGAAUCACAAGAGAGCGUAGAAUCUACCAUCUCCAGCAUUUUCUCUGCACCCACUUUAGGCUCAACCUCCAGUAAUAUAUCCUCGGAUCACGACGUAGCAUCGCUGUCUGGGCCGAGCGGCCUAGCAGGUCAGAGCAAGUCUACACAGAAGCCAAUACCAACUUCACCAAGUCGCGCUUACAGUUACGCGAUUAGUGGAGAUGUCACCCAGAUGCACGCAGCCGCUGCGAACGCGCUGCGAACCGGUCACACAGCAGCGGCGCCUGUAUCGCGAGUGUCCCCUACAACCCAAGGUUCUAAGCGAAGCGCAGACGGCUCAGUAAAGGAUCAUGAACUGAACAUAAGCUCAAAGGAAAGGGUCUUCGCACACAAGCGAAAUAAGAGUAUGGAUGUACAUUCGAGCACUCGGAUUGGAGAGCUAUCGGCCCAGCUCAAGACUCGGCUUUCAUAUGCAAUGGUCAAGGUACAGAAUGGCUGGGAGAAACAGUCGCUCGAAGAACUUGAAGAGGUUCAAUCUCAACGUGGAUCACCCAACUCUGCACCUGGCGGCUCUCGCGUUGCAUUCGACUCGCCAUCUACCACAGACUAUCGACGAAGACCCAGCGCGUUCUCUGACAAUUCAGACUACACGAUGAUGUCUCCAGCUUCUGACUCAGUACGGCCACACGCUCUUGAUUCAGUAUACUGGCGAUCGACCAACAAGCCAGCAAUGAACGCCGCCGCCAGUCUCAUCUCGAUUACGGGCGGAAAUGUAGCGAUCGGGCUCGCUCCAGCGCCUGAGUUUGAACAUACAAGAAGACGUCGAUCGAGCACUACACAUCCGCCGCCAUCAUUGAUAGGAUCAGCGCAAAGAAAACAUCAUAGCGAUGUUGGUGCUGGCCACAGGGUGCCUACAACACCUCGAGCAGGUAUCCUCCGUAUGCCGAGUCAACAAGCCGAGAAGGAUGCUGUGGACACUUUACUGUUCAUGAGCAGUCCCAAGAACUCGCAGCACUUUCCACACACCAGCCAGGCCGGACACAGCUCGCUGCGAGAAGGAGCACCUCAACGACGGGUCAUGUUUGAAGCAUAUCCACCUCAAGAUCGGCGAAUGGUUUACCAACCACCAAUGGCCACCUCAGGUCACUACUCGGCCGGACCGUACGCCCCGCAGCCCGCGCGGUAAUCAUUGGCACCCCUCAUUCCUGCCCCCACUAGGACCUUUUAACACCUUUUCUCAGGCUCGGCAAGCGCAUUGCAUUGAUGGCGUUGUGUCACGGCGAUACCCAGUUGCUUUUUGCAUUGAAGACAAGACAUGUCAUUAUCCCAACAUAUUAGGAAGAUUCAACAAGCCUUCCUUUGCGAUUGUCGUCGUUGGUGAUCUACUGGCCUAGGCCUCAUGUUGUUGUUAUUUCUAGGUUCCAAAGGCGGACAGGCCCGAUUGUGAAUUAAGCGAGCAUGUGUAGAAGUACCGAUACCUAACGAUAUAAUGAAAGCACACCUUAUCA